This is a messenger RNA of Neogale vison (American mink), 587 nucleotides long. RefSeq names its product interleukin 19 (gene IL19). Bases 37 to 570 code for a protein of 177 amino acids. Lineage: Eukaryota; Metazoa; Chordata; Mammalia; Carnivora; Mustelidae. The transcript is spliced from 6 exons. The record is from RefSeq and is a predicted model, not a curated record.
CAGAGAAGACACAGGGGUGGCUGGAAGCAUCUGGACAUGAAGGGACAGCGUGUUUCCCUCUGGCUCGUGGCUGCUAUGUUCUUCCUGUGCUCAGUGCACACCCGAGGUCUGAGAAGGUGUCUGAUCUCCAUGGAUAUACACCAUAUAGAAGAGACUUUCCAGGAAAUCAAAAAAACCAUUCAAGCUAAGGACACCUUCCAAAAUGUCACCAUCCUGUCCACACCAGAGACCCUGCAUAGCAUCAAGCCCUUAGACGUAUGCUGCAUGACCAAGAACCUCCUGGCAUUUUACGUGGACAAGGUAUUCAAGGACCAUCAGGAGCUGAACCCUCAGAUCUUGAGAAAAAUCAGCAGCAUUGCCAACUCUUUCCUCUAUAUGAAGAAGGCUCUGCAACGAUGUCAGGAGCAGAGGCAGUGUCACUGCAGGGAUGAAGCCACCAAUGCCACCAGAAUCAUCCACGACAACUAUGAUCAGCUGGAGGUCCGGUCUGCUGCCAUUAAGUCGCUGGGAGAGCUUGACGUCUUUCUAGCCUGGAUUGACAAGAAUCAUCAAGGACCUUCUGCGGCCUGAAGACCAGGAAGCUAACA